This is a messenger RNA of Colletotrichum navitas, 618 nucleotides long. RefSeq lists its product as uncharacterized. The transcript has a single exon. The record is from RefSeq and is a predicted model, not a curated record. NCBI's taxonomy places the organism in Eukaryota, Fungi, Ascomycota, Sordariomycetes, Glomerellales, Glomerellaceae. Bases 327 to 497 code for a protein of 56 amino acids.
GCAAGAAGUGACAUCGGUGAGCGACAUGAUAGCAAAAUGCUACCGACACGUCGAGACAAUACCUACAAAGCAUUGUUCUCCGAAGCCGUAAGGAUGUGAGGAACCCAGAAUAAGACGCACAGUCGCGCGCUAAGUGGACUUGCCUCCCGGUCCAGCGAGGUUGAAAAGACGACGGACGGGGAGGGAGGGCGGUCGGGGAAUAAACAGACAGUGAAGAAACACGUCCUCUCCUCUCUCAACCCGCUCCUCUACGGCACCUAUGGGCCCUGCCAACGACGUAGAAUCGUGCUCCUUUCUCCCUGCUUUUUCCUCCUCUUCGCCAUGUCAUGCCACGCGACGUAACGCACCGAGGCUUUCCUUGCAGAGUAGAUAGUCCGUGCCGCCAGCUCCUUUUCCGCCACCGUUCCCCGCCAUCCCUACGGACAAACGAGCAACAUUCACGGGCUCUCCCAACAGCGCGCACGCACACGUACACUCACACACAUGAACCCCACUGAGGCGAGGUUGGCAGUCUGUCCGAGGCGCGGUUAGGGGCGAGAGGCGGGGGGUUAGAAACGUGCGCGGCGUAAACACUUGUUGUUUGUCACCAGCCGCCCCGGGCUUGCAUCUGCGACGUGC